Molecule: messenger RNA, 1326 nt
Organism: Zophobas morio
Lineage: Eukaryota; Metazoa; Arthropoda; Insecta; Coleoptera; Tenebrionidae
Product: piggyBac transposable element-derived protein 4-like
Exons: 2
Coding region: 1-1326 (441 amino acids)
Source: RefSeq, a predicted model, not a curated record
AUGGAAUUUGAUAUUUGGAAGCACUUUUUUUCCGAUAAAAUAUUAGAUUGCAUAGUGAAAAACACAAAUGAUCAUAUUCGAUUAGCAAGAGCGAACUACACCCGAGAAAGAGAUGCUAAGGAAACUGACAUUUUAGAAGUACAAGCACUGUUGGGACUGUUGUACUUAGCAGGAGUACUGAAAUCCAGUCGCCUAAAUGUUGAAGAAUUACGGAAUAGCAACGGUACUGGAGUGGAAAUUUUUCGACUAACCACGUCACAAAGUCGAUUUCGUUUUCUCCUGCAGCAUUUACGGUUUGAUGAUAUGACGACGAGGGAAGUUCGUAAGAAAUUAGAUAAACUAGCUCCUAUAAGAGAAAUAUUUGACAAUUUUGUGACAAACUGUAAAACUGCUUAUACUCCUUUUGAGUAUGUGACCAUCGACGAGAAAUUGGAAGCGUUUCGUGGGAGAUGCGCAUUCAAACAAUACAUACCUAAUAAGCCUAAUAAAUAUGGCAUCAAAAUUUUUGCACUAGUUGAUGCAAAAACUUUUUACACUUCAAAUCUAGAAGUGUAUGCUGGUAAACAACCCGAUGGCCCUUUUGCAGUAAAUAACUCCCCAAACGCAGCUGUGCAAAGAUUGUGCCAACCAAUAAAAGGUACUGGCAGGAAUGUAACGCUUGACAAUUGGUUUACCAGCAUAGACUUGUUGGACACUUUAUAUAAAAACUUCAAUCUUACGCUAUUGGGAACGAUACGAAAAAAUAAAAAGGAACUACCAAUAGAGUUUUCUCGGCCUUUUAAGCGUCCAGCACUAACAAGUAUGUUCGGAUUUCGUGAAAAUGCGACUCUUGUUUCAUAUAUGUCCAAAAAAAAUAAGAAUGUAUUGUUGGUGUCAAGUAUGCAUCAUGAUGACUGUAUUGAUAGAAACACAAAUAAACCAGACAUGAUCAUGGACUAUAAUGCGACAAAAGGAGGCGUAGAUAGUGUCGAUAAAUUAUGUGCAGCAUAUGACUGUGCAAGGAACACUCGCAGAUGGCCCAUGGUAGUGUUUUACUCUUUGCUAAAUAUUGCUGGUAUUAAUUCUUUGAUUAUAUACUCGAUGAACAAUAACAUAGAUAGUAUAAAAAGACGAGAGUUUUCGAAAAGAUUAUCAUUCCAUCUAAUUGAGUCCCACAUGCGUCGUCGUGCUAUGCAGGGUAUCCCAAGAACCAUGGCAGCGAGAAUAUGUGAAAUUUUGGGAACAGAAACACCUCAAUCAGCCACUUCCAUCCUUGCAGAUCACCGCGGACGAUACACGUAUUGUGAUCGAAGAAAAAAUAGACCGACACGUAUUAAUGAUGAUUAG